AUGCAGUUCAAUAUCUACGCAUUCGGCGAGAGCAUCAGUGGACUGCAGGUCUACUACGCAGACGGUGUGGCCUCGAUUGGAGACCCGAGUCAGUCCAACGCAACCGACGUGCUUCCAGUCUACUUCACAGCCUCCAGUACCAGCUCCGAUCAAUACACUUGGACGGCGCAUUCCGCUUCUGAAGUUCAAUCUGCGGCCGUGUCCGAUAAAGUCCUGUACUUGGCCAAUGAUGGUAGCGAUAAAGUUGGCUUUGUGUCUUCCUCCGAGAGAAGUGCUACUGACAGCAAGCUGACCAACGUCUGGUGGCUUUACGGUCGCUAUGUCAUGACCAAGAUUGAUGGUGCAACAUUUUAUGCGGAGCCCACCUCAAAUGGAUGGUAUAAAUUGACGUGGAGUACGGCGGAUCAAUCAGGAACGAACAAAAAGCUGGUCACAUUGCGAACUAUCGAGCCCUCGACAAACUCCGUUCUGGCCUGA
Messenger RNA from Penicillium argentinense, 477 nucleotides. RefSeq lists its product as uncharacterized. NCBI's taxonomy places the organism in Eukaryota, Fungi, Ascomycota, Eurotiomycetes, Eurotiales, Aspergillaceae. The transcript has 3 exons. The coding region runs from base 1 to 477 and encodes 158 amino acids. The record is from RefSeq and is a predicted model, not a curated record.